Symbiodinium sp. CCMP2592 is the source of this 2559-nucleotide messenger RNA. Lineage: Eukaryota; Dinophyceae; Suessiales; Symbiodiniaceae. The record is from the annotation of a GenBank genome assembly.
AUGUCCUGGGAUGGUGGCUGGGGCACCAGCUGGGGCAGCAGCUGGGGCGGUGACUGGAAGCGCAAGCGGGAUAGCCAGGACUCGAAAUGGAAGAGCGAUGAGCGGAAAUGCAAACAGUGUCGCAAAUGGGAGUCUGAGGGAGAAUGGUUUGGUCGCACUUUCUACUGCGCCCGCUGCUGUGCCAAAGUCGCAGAGCAGGGCCACAAAGACGACUAUCACGAGGAUGCCGGGCCGGGCGGCGAGCCCUGGCUGGCGGCCUACAAGGAGAAGUGGAAGGACCUGGUGGAGAUGGAGUGGCGUGAGGAGAUGCGAGUAGUGGACGAUCGCCUCAGGAACUGGCCUGUGGCACGGCUGGUGGGCCAAGGCUUCUGCAUCACGGAGAUGGAAGCACGCAGACGAGGUACUUUCUUUGGGAAAGCGAAGAUCGCCUUCUCCAAAGCGAUGCUUCCCAGGCACCAGUUCUCCUCCGGCGACGAGGUCAUCGUUUCCCGCGGGCAUCCACUGGACGAGAAAACAGCAUGGAAGGGCGAAAUUCUGGAGCUCGGCAUGAAUCGGAUCACCAUCGUCUCAGACAAGACGCCCUGGGAGCUGACAAGCGGACGCUGGAGAUUAGACCGUGGUGCAAAUAAAACGGCCUACGAAAGGACGAAAUCGGCCUUGGGCUACGUCACCGGUGCGAAGUUCCGAGCACCCGCGAUAAGAAAGAUGGUCUUGAACGAGGAAGGCGGCCUGCUUCAGAAGCGCGAGCCGGCCGAGCCACAUGAGGCCUGGAACCCGCUGGAUGCCUCACAGAGCGCCGCAGCGCUUCAGGCAUUUGAGGCUCCCUUGGGCUUGAUCCAAGGUCCUCCGGGCACAGGGAAGACCACGACUACCUGUCACCUCGUCCGCCGGCUUGUGGAGAAGCACUGCCAGGACGGCCUUGGCUGUAACAUCUUGGUUGCUGCUGACAGCAAUGUGGCCGUGGAUCAGCUGCUGGCAGGAUUGAUCCGUUUGGGUGUCAAGGCACUUCGGAUUGGCUUCCCGUCGAAAGUGAGCCAGGAGCUUCGCGCACACACUCUUCUGGCCCAGGCAGAGGAGCACCCUCUGAACUCGAAGAUCGAGGAGACGCGGGAGGCCCUGUCCAAAGUGAAGGACGCAUUGUACUCAGGUUCGCUCAAGGGCAAGGGGAAAGGCCUUGCCCACCGUGACAUCUCCUUGCACGUCCGGGACAUCCAGAAGUACGAGCAGGAGGUGACCGACGACUUGAUUGCCAAUGCUGAGGUCAUUUGUGCCACUCUGGUCGGCUGCGGCUGCGACGCCUUGCUGCGGAGUAACUUCCACACAGUGGUCAUCGACGAGGCCUCCCAGGCUACCGAGCCACGUUGCCUCAUCGCCUUCCAGAAGGCACAGGCGCAGCUUAUCAUGGUCGGCGACCAACAGCAGCUGCCACCAGUGGUCCUCUGUCCUGCUGCUGAGGAGAAGGGACUGCGAUGCUCGCUUUUUGACCGCUUGCUCAAUUCCCCCACUCUCUUCAACCAGGAGAUCAGCAUGCUGCAGGUGCAGUACCGCAUGCAUCCUUUGAUCCGUGAGUGGCCGAGUUCGCAGUUCUACAACGGCAGGCUGCAGGAUGGCCUGCCGCUGAGCACCUUCUCGUCGUGCGUGAUGACCCACCCGUUUCUCAGCAAGUCGUUGCAGCGAAAGGCGCCGAUCCUGUUCCUGGAUACUUCGGAAGGUUGCCGCGAGACGGCGACAGAGUUUCUACGAGCUUUUGGCGGGCGUGUGGGCAUCACCAACAUGGAGAGCCAAAACAACGAAGGGAGCAAGUACAAUCUUCUUGAGGUGGAGCUGGUGAGGACUGUGCUCAGAAAGUUGCUGGAGGCUGGCGAGGAGGACAUCGGCGUGAUCUCACCCUACACAGCUCAGGUGGCGCAAAUUAAGUCAGCCAUGGAGGCGGAUAAGAUGUCCUUCCAGGAGCCGGACGCGAGGGCAGAAGCAACGCGCUUUCCAGAGGUUAAGACUGUGGAUGGCUAUCAGGGACGCGAGAAAGACGUGAUCAUCCUCUCGUGCGUACGAACGCAAGGACUUGGCUUCCUGUCGGAUCAGCGACGGCUCAAUGUGGCUAUCACCCGGGCCAAGUCCCUCUUGGUGGUCAUAGGAUGUGCAGAGCUCCUGCAAUCCGACCCAGUGUGGCGGUCGUACAUCAAUUUUCUGGAUCGGUUUAGUGCACGUGCUCGUAUGCGGAUUGCGGCUGUGCUGCGUCGACGCGGGCUCUCGAGCUUCAGGCGGAAGGUCAGAAGCAAGGCGAAGGUGACCACAGCAAUCGCUGCAGGUCUCCCUGCUUGGCACUGCGGGCGGCCGGGCCAGUGCAGAGGACCGGCUGUUUGCACCUCUUGCAGCGGAACAGAGGCAUGGCAAGCAGCUCUGAAGCUCCAAAGCCGGAGGAGGAGACGCAAACCGACCAGGCGGAGGAGCCCAAAAGCGAGGACCCAAAGUCGGAUCCUCCACCCAAGGACCGAACCUUCAGCCAGAGGGAGCUCUAUCAGGCAGGUCGGCGCAUCAACGAGGGCAGCAACAAGGUGA